This is a messenger RNA of Aspergillus terreus NIH2624, 1236 nucleotides long. RefSeq names its product lytic polysaccharide monooxygenase AA11 family protein. The record is from RefSeq and is a predicted model, not a curated record. NCBI's taxonomy places the organism in Eukaryota, Fungi, Ascomycota, Eurotiomycetes, Eurotiales, Aspergillaceae. Bases 1 to 1236 code for a protein of 411 amino acids. The transcript has a single exon.
AUGUUCGCCAAGUCCGCUGUUGUGGCCGCCCUUUUGGCCUCCGCCGUCAACGCUCACGUCCUCAUGACCGAGCCCACUCCCUACGGUGCCGACUCCCUCAACAACUCCCCCCUCGCUGCUGAUGGCAGUGACUUCCCCUGCAAGCAGCGCUCUGGCGUCUAUGAUGAGCCCUCCCAGAUCACCACCGCCGCCAUCGGCGAGACCAUGCCGCUCAAGCUCGAGGGCAGCGCCGUCCACGGUGGUGGUUCCUGCCAGAUCUCCCUGACCAAGGACCUCAAGCCCACCAAGGAUUCCGAGUGGAUGGUCAUCAAGUCCUUCGAGGGUGGCUGCCCCGCCAACGCCGACGGCAACCUCUCCGGCGGCGCCACCAUGACCGUCCCCUCUGACCUCAACUACACCAUCCCCGAGGGCAUCGAGCCCGGCAAGUACACCCUCGCCUGGACCUGGUUCAACCGCAUCGGCAACCGCGAGAUGUACAUGAACUGUGCCCCCAUCUCCGUCACCAGCGGCUCCUCCAAGCGUGAUGAGAACGCUUUUGCCAAGCGCUCCUCCAGCUUCCCUCCCAUGUUCGUCGCCAACGUCAACGGCUGCACCACCAAGGAGGGCGUCGACAUCCGCUUCCCCCAGCCCGGUGACGACGUCCAGUACCUGGGCAACGCCGCCAACCUUGCCCCCGAGGGCUCCGACGCCUGCACCGGCACUCCCACCUUUGGCGGUGCUGGCGACUCCAGCUCUGGCAGCUCUGGUUCCGGCUCCGGCUCUGGAUCUGGCUCUGGAUCUGGCUCUGGCUCGUCCUCUGCCGCCGCCGAGCCCACCGCCAGCGUUGGCGUCACUGUCUCCGUCUCCCUGACCGUGCCCACUGCCACCGCCGACCCGGUGCCCUCCUCUGCCCCGGGCAUCUUCGUUCCCACCAGCAGCGCCGAGGCUGCCCCCGCCCCGUCGGCUACCGCCUCUUCCUCUGCCUCCUCCGGCUCUAGCUCCGGCUCGGAUCUCGGCGCCCUGAGCGGUUCCUGCAGCCCCGAGGGCCAGUGGAACUGCAUCGGCGGCUCCGCCUUCCAGCGCUGCGCCAACGGCCAGUGGACCGAGUCCCAGGCCAUGGCCGCUGGCACCAAGUGCACCGCCGGCCAAUCGCAGAACUUUGCCAUCGAGUCGACCCUGAAGCCGCGCAUGCUGAACUCCAUGCGCUUCACCCGUCGCGCGCAUAACGGCCAUGCCCAUGCCCACGCCCGCUCGUAG